Balaenoptera acutorostrata (minke whale) is the source of this 2216-nucleotide messenger RNA. RefSeq names its product indoleamine 2,3-dioxygenase 2 (gene IDO2). The transcript is spliced from 10 exons. The record is from RefSeq and is a predicted model, not a curated record. Gene Ontology annotation, molecular function: L-tryptophan 2,3-dioxygenase activity; heme binding; metal ion binding. Bases 174 to 1397 code for a protein of 407 amino acids. Gene Ontology annotation, cellular component: cytoplasm. NCBI's taxonomy places the organism in Eukaryota, Metazoa, Chordata, Mammalia, Artiodactyla, Balaenopteridae. Gene Ontology annotation, biological process: 'de novo' NAD+ biosynthetic process from L-tryptophan.
GGCAGUGUGGAAUUCAACCUUAGAGCAAGGUUCUCCCCUGUUCCCGAGACAACUGUACAGCAAACUGCGAGGAAGAGAUGCUGUUUUGAAGCUCCCUUACCCUGGGUCUUUGAUGUAUUUGGAGCAGUUGUCUCUUCAGCAGCAGCCUCUGUGCAGAUACUUCAAACAAAAUUAUGGACCCUCAAAGUCAGAAUUUGAAGACAGCACCACCUUUGACUUUAGGAAGAUUUCAUAUUUCUGAAGAUUAUGGCUUUCUUCUUCCAAAUCCUCUGAAAGAACUCCCUGAUUACUAUAGACCUUGGAUGGAAAUUGCCAACCGACUUCCUCACUUGAUUGGGAGUCACCAGCUUCGAGCUCAAGUGAACGAGAUGCCCCUCUUGAACUGUCAGUUCCUCACGGGUUACCGGGAACAGCGGCUGGCACACCUGGUCCUAACCUUUAUUACCAUGGGAUAUGUCUGGCAGGAUGGAGAGGCACAGCCCAAAGAGGUUCUGCCAAGAACCCUUGCCCUUCCCUUGGUCGAGGUCUCCAGGAACUUGGGGCUCCCUCCUAUCCUGCUUCACUCGGACUUGGUUCUGGCCAACUGGGCUACUAGGAACCCGGGAAGACCCCUGGAAAUCAGGAACUUGGACCCCAUUUUCUUAUUCCCUGGGGGAGAAAGCCUCCGUGGUUUUAUACUGGUGACUGUUUUGGUGGAGAAAGCAGCUGUACCCGGGAUUAAGGCCCUUGUUCAGGCAGUGAAUGCCGUCUUGCUGCCCAGCCCAGACUCCCUGCUCCAAGCCCUGCAGCGACUGAGGAUCUCCAUUCAGGACAUCACCAGAGCCUUGGGACAAAUGCAUGAUUAUGUAGAUCCAGACAUAUUUUACUCAGUCAUCCGGAUCUUCUUCUCUGGCUGGAAGGAUAACCCAGCAAUGCCUGCGGGGUUGUUAUAUGAAGGCGUCUCCAAAGAGCCCCUGAAUUACUCCGGCGCGAGCGCUGCUCAGAGCUCAGUGCUGCAUGCCUUUGAUGAAUUCUUGGGUGUUCGUCACAGCAAGGAGAGUGCUGAUUUUCUGCACAGAAUGAGGGAUUACAUGCCUCCUUCCCAUAGGGCCUUCAUAGAAGAAAUUCACUCCACUCCUUCCCUGAGGGACCACAUCCUGUCCUCUGGAAACAGCCAGCUUCUGACAGCCCAUAACCAGUGUGUGGAGGCCCUGGCAGCCCUGCGCAGCUAUCACCUCGCCAUGGUGACCAAGUACCUCAUCACGGCCGCACCCAAAGCAAAGGGCAGGAGGAUGAGCCGUCUCCCGGGGCCGCCUCAGGCCUUAGAAGAGAGGGGCACAGGCGGAACGGCAGUCGUGAGAUUCCUGAAGAGUGUCAGGGAUAAGACCUUAGAGGCGAUCCUCCACCAAAGUGGCUAAGAGACUGCCCUUCUCCCCAGCAAUGCAAACCACCCAGGUCUCUCCUUAUCCUCCUUUCACUGGACAGCAGGUGGGCCUGGGGAAUGAGGACCAGGAAUAAUCUGGAAUAGUCUGGAAUAAUCUGAAAGGGACCUCAGACCUGUUCAUGUUCUCGCUCCACAGAACACCAUCUUUUCCUAUGUUGAGAGAAUUUUCAUGACCAGGAACUUGUCUUUCCCUCCCUAAUCACUGGUUAAUAGCAAACAGUUCUGGAUAGCCCCUCAUUCAGAACCCCACAGAGGAGUGAGUGUACCACUGUUCUGUUUGUCAAGUGAUAGAAAAACCAACAUAAUUUCACAAAUCAAAUAAAAUUGCUUGGGGACAGAUCACCUUGCUGAUUUCUCAAAAAAAAUUUUUUUUAAAUUCCUGCAUUCGUUGGUUCACUUACUGACUUAUUCAGCCCAUGCUGAGUCCUGGCUUAGGGGUUACAGCAGGGAUUUUACAGUCCUCCCUCCCCACGUGUGCAGAAUUUGGGGGCAGAAGUUUGGAGGUGCUCCAGUGGAGACGUGAAGGGAAGAGGAAGCUGAUGAUAAGAAUCACCAGUGUGGAAACGAGAAGUUAAUGAUAUGGGAACGGGUGAGGCUUAGCCACAAGGUUCAGAAAUUUGUACUUUCUAUUUUGGUUUCUUUCUUUCUUUUUAGAAGAAUGAUUCUUUCUCCUUACGCUGAAAGUUUGCAUUUGUAAAAUGAACGAAUUGACCCUUAGGAAGUAAAUGAGUGAAAUGGGAAUACAUGGGAAAUCCACACGUGUCGUGUGCAAAUAAAUGUCACUUUUUAUUGA